Messenger RNA from Colletotrichum siamense, 1068 nucleotides. RefSeq names its product U5 small nuclear ribonucleoprotein 40 kDa protein (gene SNRNP40). Lineage: Eukaryota; Fungi; Ascomycota; Sordariomycetes; Glomerellales; Glomerellaceae. Gene Ontology annotation, cellular component: catalytic step 2 spliceosome. The record is from RefSeq and is a predicted model, not a curated record. The transcript is spliced from 4 exons. Gene Ontology annotation, molecular function: RNA binding; protein binding. Bases 1 to 1068 code for a protein of 355 amino acids.
AUGUCCGAAAAAAGACCGGCAUCUGACGAGCCAGGCUCGGGCCAGAUGAUCGUGAAGCGUCAAAACGUGGGAUCAUCCACGGGAGCACUGUCGAGGCUCAAUGGUUCCGGGAAGAGCAACGCCUUGGUGCAGACCGCGCCACGAACGAGCAAUCUACAAGCCCCUGUCAUGGAGCUCACUGGGCACUCUGGGGAGAUUUUUUCAGCCAAGUUCGAUCCUACAGGCAACUUUAUCGCCUCAGGAUCUAUGGAUAGAAGCAUUCUCCUGUGGCGCACGUAUGGCGAUUGUGAAAAUUACGGAAUCCUCAACGGCCACCGCGGCGCCAUCCUGGACCUUCAAUGGUCGCGGGAUUCGAAGAUUGUCUACUCAGCAUCGGCGGAUACGCAUCUGGCCAGCUGGGACCUGGAGAACGGCUCCAGAAUACGAAGAUACGUCGGUCACGAAGAGAUUGUCAAUGCUAUGGACAUCAGCAAGAGAGGCGAAGAACUCUUGGUCAGCGGCAGUGAUGACGGGUCCAUAGGCUUAUGGGACCCGAGGACAAAGACUGCGGUUGAUCACAUUCAGACCGAGUUUCCGAUCACAGCUAUUGCCAUGUCAGAAGCCGGCAAUGAAGUCUAUUCAGGAGGCAUUGAUAACGACAUCAAGGUCUGGGAUUUGCGCAAGAAGUCGGUGAUCUACUCCAUGCUUGGGCACCAGGAUACGGUAACCUCUCUGAGGGUUUCGCCAGACUCUCAAUCACUCCUCUCGUUUGCUAUGGACUCGACUGUAAGGACGUGGGACAUUCGGCCCUUCGCACCAACCGAGAGACACAUCAGGACGUUUGACGGUGCGUCUGUGGGUCUCGAAAAGAACCUCAUCCGUGCCAGCUGGGACUCAGAGGGCAAGAAAGUGGCCGUUGGUUCUGGAGAUGGAACUGCGACGAUAUGGUCUAGCGAGACUGGCAAAUUGAUGUACAAGCUGCCAGGUCACAAGGGAACAGUCAAUUGUGUUGAGUUCGCGCCUGGCACAGAGCCAAUCAUACUGUCCGCAUCAUCUGAUCGGAACAUGCUUCUCGGAGAACUGCGGUGA